AAAAAAAAAGCAUAAAAGAAAAAAGAAGAGAAGAGAAGAAAAGUGAGACGCGAAAUGAACGAAAGAUAAACACAAAACAAAAAAAUGGAAUGAAAAUAAAAAUGAGAACAAAAAUAGAAAGAAAGGAAAACUAGAAGAAGAAGAAAAUAAACCAAUAAAACGAUAAAAACAGAGAAACAACAACAACAACAACAACAACCACCACCUCUGUGAUGCACCACUUAACACCCUCAAGUAGCAGUAGUGGCGGUGUUAGUAGUAGCAGCAGUAACACCACUAACACCCCCAGCAGUAGUAAAAGUGGUGGUGGUGGCGGUGGUGGUGGUGGUGGGCGGUGGUGUUAGCCAUGGGCCGCCCACCAGCAUCCCUUGAUGUGGCCACGUUCCCCACACCCCCCCAGCCCCCGCCCUAACCGGCACAGCCUCUCCUCCCAUCACCGAGGCGCCCGCAAGAUGGUCGGGGGCGCCUCUCCACCCCCCGUCACCAUCUCGAGGGUUCUGGACGCCUGGAAUGAGAUGAUAGAAAAUGAGAACCACAGCCUGCGGGAUCGGGUGGGGGACCUCGAGAAAAAGGUACACGAGCAGAAUGAUGAGAUAAUGUGCCUCCGAUCUACCCUGGCGGAUGUGCUGCGGAGGCUUACCGUUGUCGAAUCCUCCUCUAGCAAGUUGGCCGUGGGCGGAGGUCGCGUCACGCCCACUAAGGAGGACAGGGGGACGGUUCGGCUUCGGCACCACCACAACAGCGGGGGCGGCGAGGGCGGAGGAGCGCGGGAUGUGUCUAAGCGUGCCUCCUCCUAUGUGCCCACCCGCCCCGCCUCCUCCACCGCCAACAUCAGGCGAGGUACCCACUACCAGUCCACCUCCAGCCUUUACUCCGACGGUCACAGCUCCUCCUCCGUCAGCCCCGCCCCCUCCCCGUCCCCCACCGCGGCCCCGUCCUCCACCACCCCUCACCACCACCACCACCACCACCACCACCACCUGCCGAGCCGCCACAUCUCCACCUCCUCCUCCCCCUACUCCUCCCCCUCCCGCCCCUCCCAGCUGGGCGCCCUCAACAAGCGGUGGGUGUCGACUAGUGACUUCGCCACGCCCAGCCGCGCCGCCACAGCCUACGCCCACUCCCCCACGCCCACUAACACGCUGCUCGCCGCCAGACGGCCUAACAGCGGCUCCCUGCACAACUUGUCCGCGCUCAGGGGUGUGUCCGCUCCCCAGCCCCACGUCACCUCUUUUACAAGAGGUCGUGAAGCACAGUACAAUGGCGAGGAGGGCGUGGUGAAGCUGUACCUGCGCGGCCGCCCUCUCAACCUGUACGUGCCCACCCCACUCAGAGAAACGUACUCCCCCACCGGCCCCUCACCUGCCCCGCCCGCCAAGCUCAAGGUGGAGUGGGUCUAUGGCUACAGGGGCCGUGACUGCCGCAACAACGUGUACCAGCUGCCCACCGGGGAGAUCGUGUACUUCGUGGCAGCUGUGGUGGUGCUGUACAAUGUGGAGGAGCAGAUGCAGCGCCACUACCUUGGCCACACUGACGAUAUCAAGUGCCUGGCCGUGCACCCCAACAAGCUGAUCAUCGCCACGGGACAGACAGCGGGCCACGACAGGAGGGAUGCCAGGUCGUGGCGCCUCAACCCACCAACAGAUCCUUUGAGUCCUGAAGCCGAGGAGUGGCCUCACAUUCGCAUCUGGGACAGUGUCAGUCUCCACACCCUUCACGUGCUUGGAAUCAGCGACAUCGAGAGGUCUGUGGCUUGUCUGGCUUUCUCCAAGGCUGAUGGUGGCGGGCUGCUGGUGGCAGUGGAUGAGGCCCCGGACCACAACAUGUCUGUGUGGGACUGGUCCAGGGGAGAGAGAGGCUACAAGCUGCUGGAGACCAAGUGUUCAGCGGACCAGGUUCUGGCCGUGGACUUCUCCCCGAUUGACCGCAACACCAUCAUCACCUGCGGCAAGAACCACAUCUCCUUCUGGAGCUACGACAGCGGCAUGUUGGCCAAACGCACCGGCAUCUUUGAGAACCGCGAGAGACCCAAGUAUGUCACCUCCAUCUCCUUCACCGACACUGGCAACGUUAUAUCAGGAGACUCCAAUGGCAACCUGCUCAUCUGGCACCGAGGCGGCAACACGGUGGACAAGAUGGUGAGGGGCGCCCACGAGGGACCGGUGUUCUCCAUCCUGGUGCAGAAGGACGGCACCAUCAUCACUGGCGGGAAGGACGGCAACAUAGUGGAGUGGGACCGGGACCUGGAGCGCACCGGCAAUGUGACGCAGGUGCCGGAGCAGUACGGAGCACCACGUGUGGUGACCAGCGGCCGCGGUUCACAGCUGGUGGUGGGCACCACCCGUAACUGUGUGCUGGAGGGAACAUUCACCUUCGAUAUGCGUCCUGUUAUGCAGGGCCACACUGAGGAGCUGUGGGGCCUGACGCCUCACCCCAGCCACCACCAGUUCCUGACGGCUGGCUACGACCGCACCUGCUACCUCUGGGACACCAUGGCACACACCAUCGUCUGGAGCAAGGACAUCGGGGAACCAGCCCAGUCUGCAGCGUUCUCCAACAACGGGGACAUAGUGGUCAUCGGCACCACCAGUGGGCGCUGGCUGGUGAUGGAUGCUGAGACCAGAGAGAUGUAUUCCCGGCAUCAGGACGGCAAUGAGCCCAUACAGGUACUCAAGUUCUCCCCGAAUGGUGAGUACCUGGCUGUGGGGUCGCGGGACAACUAUAUCUACAUGUACCAGGUGACGGAGGGAGGCCGCAAGUACACCAGGAUGGGACGCUGCCAGGGUCACUCCAGCUUUGUGACCCACCUGGACUGGUCAGCAGAUAACCAGUUCCUGCAGUCCAACUCUGGGGAUUAUGAGCUGCUGUAUUGGAACGCUGGUCUGUGCCGCCAAAUAGUGCAGACGUCCCAGAUGCGCGACGUGGAGUGGGCCACCAGCUCCUGCACUCUCAGCUUCAACACGCUGGGCAUCUGGCCGGAGGGCGCCGAUGGGACAGACGUCAACACCUGCACCCGCGCCAACAACAACUCCGUCCUGGUCACUGGUGAUGACUUCGGGAAGGUUAAGGUGUUCAGCAACCCAGCGUGCUUCCAGAAGGCCCGCUGUCUGGAGUACGGUGGACACAGCAGCCAUGUGACGGCGGUGACCUUCAUCCACGACGACUCCCGCCUCAUCUCCACUGGCGGGCGAGACACAGCUGUCAUGCAGUGGACAGUAACCUCCACCCCAACCAGCUCCUCCUCCCAGCACUGAGGGGGAUGUGGAGAGGUGCGGAGAGGCUGGGAAGAUCUGCUCUGUGGCCUGAGGAGAAAGAAAUGACAUGUCUGUGUAGUGGUGAGGAGAAAGAAAUGGCAUGUCUGUGUAGUAGUGUGUGCAGAGAGGCUGGGAAGAUCUGUUGUGUGCCCUGGAGAGAGAGAGAGAAGAGUGACAUGUCGUGUAGUGGUGUGUGUAUCUUCUCUCUGGGACAGUCAAGUGUGGUUGUAAAUAGCUGGCUGGAUGUUUAGCUGUAGUGGUUAGUUAGUUUCUUACUUGUUCGUUCACUGCUAUAUUUUUUUGACAGAUGGAAUAGUAGAUACUUAGCUUUUUCUAUAUAAUGGUGGGAGACGGGGAAUGAGGAUAGAGGAUUUUGAUUGAGUGAGGCUGGCUGUGUGUGUGUGUGUGUGUGUGUGUGUGUGUGUGUGUGUGUGUGUGUGUGUGUGUGCAAGUUGUGCUAGGAAGCGCAAUAGUUAAAAAGCCUAAAAUAUACAGAUUCUCCUGAGGUCCUGCCAUUAGUUUAGUCAUUCCUGAGGUUGUGAGGCAAAGCUGGCAGUCACCCAGUUCACAGGAAGCCCAACGAUAUCUAGGCUGAAGUAAUGUCUAUUUUUUGUACAUCCCUCACACUCCUCAUUCCCAUCACCUCCCCUGGUCCCUCCUCCUUGCAUUCCUCAGCACCCAAGGUCUUCCCCACCCUGGAGGAUGCGUUGCUGUGCUCUGAGGUUCUGGUGCUGACCGGGAGUCACACCUGUUGCCUGACUCUUGUACCUAUAACACUUGGAGCUGUGGGAGACAUAAGCCACCAUCAGCCCCACCCCAAAACCACCAACACCUUACCCUGACCACACCACUGCCACCUUCAUAUCUCACUAACAUACGGCUAGUUUUCAAGCUGGUACUUUCCUCUUAGCUCCUCUCCACCUCGUUCCCUUCACUUGUCCUUUCCUACAUGAUUUGCCUUUUCAUCAUAGCUUCCUUCUAUCCAAGCUCAGUUUUCAAGAUUGAUUUUUAUACAGCUUUUUCGCUCAUUACUCCUUUCUGUUCUUCACAAUCUGCCUUUCAGCCUCACUACAGUAUCUUUACCUAUUAUUAGCACAUUUCACCCACAACUGCACUCUCCUAUAGCUAUCUUCUGUCAACAUUUAGUUUGUACCCUUUAUCAUCAGUUCAUCCACUUGUGUACUCUGUCCUCAUUGCUAUCUUUACCUCCACAUCGACACCACAUUGCUUUUCCAUUUUUCCUUCCACUGCUGUCUACAUCAUCUCUCCGUACUUUCCUUCCGUAUAUGUUUAAUGCUUAGCCACACAUCUAUCCACACUCCCACAUAUUUCUUCCACCUCCACACCCACAUUUGACCCCUCAUGUCUCCCAUCAUCCACACAAGGACCACAUUCUCAAACACUUCCACGUCACACCACAACUUUAAAAAAUGUACAAGGGGAAAUCUGGCCAAGGGCAACAAAAACUGAACAAAACCCAUUAAGUUGCCAGUCCCCAGCAGAUCCAAGAGACAUUACACAAGUUUUCAAAGGUUCUAGUGUGAGAUUAAAAAGAUUUGUACUAUUUAACAGAAGCACACUUGAAAAUCUGGCUAAUCAUUUCUGUGGCCUUUGAAAACCAGUCAAGGUGAGGGAGUAAAGUGUUUUCAAGGGUGUUUCUAAAGGGUCUAGUGUGGGAUGAAUAAGAUUUCUACGUUACUAACACACACUUGAAAACCCUGCUAAUCAUCUCUGUGGCCUUGGAAGACAGUCGUGGUGUGAGUAAAGUGUUUGUGAAUAUGGAAGAGAAUACAACAAAUUUAACAAAGAUUUAGUAGUGGAGUGUAGAGGAAGUGUAGUGUAGUGGAGUGACCUGCCUCAGAGUUACCAUUGUUAUGAUGCUGAGGAGUGACACAACUCAGAAUAUAUAUUUAAAAUGAAAACAGACAGGCAAACAAACGGCAUAUAUGUAAGCAGUUAAUUAAAAAAAAAAAAUGCACAAGCUGUAUUUUUUAAUUAUUUUUUGUAGGUCAAAGUUAAGAAACAAAGACUGUAAUAAUUUAGUGCUGUUGCUGUCAGAACCGUCUUUACGGAUUUAUAUUUUUGUGUUUGUUUGUUGUUGCUGUUCUUUAUAUAUGUAGAGAGAAAAUAAAUCUGAUUAGCAUGUAAAUAGUGAGAGGUCCCUUUAACCCAGCAACCAAAGUUUUGAUUAAAUAUAUUACCUGUAACUCUGA
This is a messenger RNA of Portunus trituberculatus (swimming crab), 5467 nucleotides long. Its product is annotated as echinoderm microtubule-associated protein-like 2. The coding region runs from base 372 to 3254 and encodes 960 amino acids. The transcript has 19 exons. NCBI's taxonomy places the organism in Eukaryota, Metazoa, Arthropoda, Malacostraca, Decapoda, Portunidae. Gene Ontology annotation, molecular function: microtubule binding. The record is from RefSeq and is a predicted model, not a curated record. Gene Ontology annotation, biological process: microtubule cytoskeleton organization. Gene Ontology annotation, cellular component: mitotic spindle.